Messenger RNA from Linum trigynum, 1971 nucleotides. Lineage: Eukaryota; Viridiplantae; Streptophyta; Magnoliopsida; Malpighiales; Linaceae. The record is from the annotation of a GenBank genome assembly.
CUGCGUUCAUUUAACGCGGUGAAGGCUUGGAUUGCUGACGUGGCGCGGCGUGAGGCGUCGGAUCGUGGAGAAAAACCACAAUCCGCGCCUCACUGCAUCUAACGGCAGCAGUGAAGGCGCUAGUGGGGCGGAUCGCUGACGUGGAAAUCAAAGAAAGGAUUCGAAGCCGAAUACAUAGCUGGAAGGGCAAGCUGAUCUCCACGGUCGGGAGAGAUGUUUUGAUAAAAGCAGUAGCUUUGGCACAAGGUAACUUUGCGAUGUCUGUAUUCAAAUUACCGGGCUGCCUUGUGAGUGAGAUCAACAGCAUUAUAUCUAACUACUGGUGGGGUGAAAAUGAGAAUAGAAACAGGAUACAUUGGCGCAAAUGGAGUUACCUGUGCAGAAGUAAAGCAGAAGGGGGGGUCGGAUUGAAGGAGUUGGCAACCUUUAAUAAGGCCCUCCUAGCCAAACAACUAUGGUUAUUGAUGCAGAAGCCUGAAUCACUAGUCGGUCAGAUCCUGAAGGCAAAAUACUUUCCUAACUGCUCAGUGUUAGAUGCGCAGGUGGGUUUCCGACCGAGCUAUACCUGGAGAAGUUUAUUCUCGGCCCGCGAUCUAAUUUUGAAGGGAUGCAGAAGGCGGGUAGGAAAUGGCUCAAGCAUUAAAAUCUGGGAGGAUUGGUGGGUGCCAGGCCUACAAGGAAAGAAGCUGAUGGUUGGGUCUAAUGGGAAGAUGGGUUUCGAGUAUGUAUCAGACCUCAUUGAUCAUGAACAUAACAGAUGGAGGGCUGAUGUUUUGCAACUGUUGUUCUCCCCAGAAGAGGUGCGAGGAAUUCAGGCUGUCCACCUACAGAAUCGGCCGGCAAAUGAUUCUCUAUGUUGGGAUUUGACUCCCAAUGGAGUCUACAGUGUGAAAUCGGGUUAUGAUCUAGCUAUUCAAGAGCCAGUUGAGGAGUUUGAGGAAGGGGAGGAGGAAAUUCCAGUCCCGCAUACUCUGCCCAACACAAAUUGGGAGACUAUUUGGAAGGUUAAUUCACCACCUAAAGUUCGGUUCUUCAUCUGGAAGAUUAUGCAGAACAUCCUACCCACCAACAUGAACUUAGCAAAGAAAAUGGAAGAAAAGAUAGAACCAGAAUAUCCCUAUUGUGGUUUGGCAGAGACACAUGAACAUAGGUUUAUGGAGUGCGGUUGGUCGAGACGAGUGUGGAGAAGAUCGGCCUGGCCGGACCAGUGUGGUUUUGUGGAAGGGGAAGGCUUGCCAGCUUGGCUGAACAGGUUUCUCAAUUCAACAAGCUCAUAUACAGCGGGGGAGGUUAGUUCGCUAAUGUGGUUUCUUUGGAACGAAAGAAAUAACCAGCAGUUUAAUGGGAAGAAGUUGGAUGAGGAAGAGGUAGCUAUGAGAGCCCAAAACUGGAUUCUAGAGUAUAGACAUGAACAACAGGCAGCAGGGAGAAGAAGGGAGCAAGACACAAGGAGAAAAUUUUGGCAGCCACCGGGGAUUGGUAUCUUGAAGGUGAAUACUGAUGCUGGGUGUUUGGGAGAGGGAGGAACAGGAUUGGGCAUGGUUGUGAGAGACUGGACCGGAGCCUUCAAGUAUGCAGCAGUGAAAAGGGAGGCAGAGAGAUGGUGCCCAGCAGUCGCAGAGGGCCGAGCUGUGUUAUUUGCGCUGGAAAAGAUGAAUGAACAACAGAUGGGCCCCUUUGAAGUCGAGUCGGACUGCUUAACAUUGGUGAACACCUUGCGGCAGCAGAGAGUCGACUUGACAGAACUUGGAGCGGUGUGCGAGGCCAUUCUGCAGGCGGAGGGCGUUGAGGAUUGUUACGCUUGGAAGCAUACUCAUAGAGAAGCUAACACUGUGGCUCACACUUUAGCACAUGUUCAGGUUGAUUUAAAUCAUUGUAAUAGUUGGAUAGGUAUUUCCCCAUCGUUCCUUUUGAACGAUCUGUACCUGGAUUCUAGCCAUUUGGCUUAAUUAAUAAAAUUACAGGAGGUGC